GCUGGCGACGACGCCGACCACGACAUCUUCGUCGACGCCCUGACCCGGAGGGCGGAAUCAUGAUCGACGUUGAGGUCGACGUCGAGCUGGUCCCAGCUCUACAGGCUGUACCAGUGGAAGGCGAUAUGCCUGACGACGCAGUCCUUGUGUUUGAGCCGGAUGAUGUACUUCUUGUGGACAUACCCGUGGAUGUCGAGGGGGUUCAAGUUGUGGAGGUGGCGCACCUGGAUGGUGGAAAUGGUGAUCAGCAGCAAGCCAACGAAGACGAAGACGAAGCCGAAGGCAUCGAAGAAGAGCUGAUUGAAGCUGCGAACAACUUCGAGAUACACGCUUUCAUCAACCGUCCCGCGCCUCCCGGCCGCCAAAUUUGCUGCUGCGAGUGCGGGCCGUGCGGCAUUUCUGAACUUCUGCUGUUCCUUUGGCUAGUCUUUGGUGUGGCAAUACUGCUGUUUCAGGGGCGAUACAAAGGCGAGUCACUUCCGGGCGGAGUGGCGAACACCAGUUCCUCCAAGAGCACAGCGCUGGUCCCAUUUUAUCAUCUACAUGUUCUGCCUCCGCAGGAGUUUGCUAUCCGUGGGAGAAGCCCAAUGACCUUGACGAGGCGGCUAUGCAUUGCUUCAUCCUCCUCAUACGCCAAGCAACCCUCAAAUGCUUUGUUUCAAGGCAUGGCAAGUACACUGAUGGAGAGUGUGGAGACAAGUGCUUCGAGAGCUUGGUCAGGGAGGCUGUACUUACCUGCUCCGAGGAUCAAAAGAAAACCUAUGAUGGCGUGCCCCCCACCUGAUCUAGGAGAGAGCCCAGGUUGCACGUUCUACGCUAUGGAGUUCACAGAGGAGAGUGCCGAUGAUGCGUACGUGUCGCUGCUAUGGAGUUUAAUGAAGACAUAAUUAGUACUAUUAAUAUGUGGGGUUAAGUACUAUUAAUAUGUGGGGCUAAGUACUUUGUUAUGUGGGAUUAGCACUAUAUGACAUUC
This is a messenger RNA of Triticum dicoccoides, 973 nucleotides long. RefSeq lists its product as uncharacterized. NCBI's taxonomy places the organism in Eukaryota, Viridiplantae, Streptophyta, Magnoliopsida, Poales, Poaceae. Bases 60 to 887 code for a protein of 275 amino acids. The record is from RefSeq and is a predicted model, not a curated record. The transcript is spliced from 4 exons.